GUCGGGAGUUCGGACUGAUAGCUACCAUGCUAUCUGUGAUACUGGCAAGGUGCCAUGGUUGGCACUGGAUGUUACAGAUCAGGUAAAGGAGUGUCCUGAUCGGUAUGUUGUCUGUCUUGAAUACCAAAAGAUAAGAGAAACUUUGGCCAGGACUCUUCUGGGUGAAGACAUCAAGCACCUGAAACAACUGGUCAAGGACAACGAGAUGUUGUUCCUCCUGGCCAUACACAGGAGGUGACUCAUGAGGAACAUCAACCCUCAAACACAGGAACAAUCUGUGGAAGGCAUUGCAACAUUUAUUGAAACAACAAAAGAAAAGGUUACUCAAAAGGACAUAGCCAUGAGGUUGCUGAGAAAUCAGCUUGGUGGUCCAGGAUCCUGUUUGACUGUUCGACGAGGUCACAACAUGAGAGACCAGAGUGUGAUGUGUCUUCUAGUCCAUGCAUAUGUCACUCUAACUCACUUCAACAAGGUGACAAACUUCAUCAAACCUCUCACAGACCUCAUUCUGGCACCACACAAAAUGAUGAACAUGUUCCUUCCCACAAUGCCACAGGAUGACAUAGAUGCCAUCAGACAAAGUCUGACAAGAGAAGGAACCAUUGUGUUCUACCAAUGUCAAAAUGGACACCCAUAUGCUAUUGGAGAGUGUGGUAGACCUUAUACUGAAGCAACCUGCAACAUCUGUAAAACCAAGAUUGGUGGAUUAUCUCACCAAGCAGCAGCUGGAAAUACACAGGUUACUGGUGACCAGACCCGUCCUGGUCAUGUUCUUGGGAAGAGCAGCAGACAGAACCAAUGCCUAUGCAGGUGAACGCAGACUGGGAGGAGCUGCCUGUGCUGUACUGCGUUUCUUCACUCAUGCUGCAUUACUUCUGGGAGUAGAGACCAACCAACAGGCCACAGCAGCUCUAGUCUAUCCCCCUCUACAGCAGGAUGUCAGACAGUUUUUCUUGGAACACCUCCAGAAGGACCUUCAGAUCAUCCACAUGGCCACAGGAAAAAGUGUAGAUGAUGUCUUCCUCCUCCUA
Haliotis rubra (blacklip abalone) is the source of this 1031-nucleotide messenger RNA. Its product is annotated as E3 ubiquitin-protein ligase rnf213-beta-like. NCBI's taxonomy places the organism in Eukaryota, Metazoa, Mollusca, Gastropoda, Lepetellida, Haliotidae. Gene Ontology annotation, molecular function: ubiquitin-protein transferase activity; ATP hydrolysis activity. The transcript has 10 exons. The coding region runs from base 242 to 814 and encodes 190 amino acids. The record is from RefSeq and is a predicted model, not a curated record.